Messenger RNA from Volvox carteri f. nagariensis, 2767 nucleotides. RefSeq lists its product as uncharacterized. NCBI's taxonomy places the organism in Eukaryota, Viridiplantae, Chlorophyta, Chlorophyceae, Chlamydomonadales, Volvocaceae. The coding region runs from base 41 to 2047 and encodes 668 amino acids. The record is from RefSeq and is a predicted model, not a curated record. The transcript is spliced from 11 exons.
AACCCUUACAGUAGCGCUGUGGCGAUCGUAUUGACGAAGGAUGGGAGCCGGCAAAGAUGGGCGUCCUGUCCGCGACAACUACAUGAAGAAGAACUUUUCUCUUGAUAAGCUGAAGAACAUUUCCAGCGUCAAGAAUGACCUCACGGUGCUUCGCCACAUGUGGUUUGGCAGCAAGAAGGGCGACGAUCACGCCGCGCGGCUGGAGAGCUUUUACGGACCCCAAGCAGCUGCUUAUGAUGCGUUCCGCGCCAGGUUCCUCUGGGGCCGCAAGCCCAUGCUCGCCGCAUGCGCUGCACGCCUUGCGGACCGGUCAAAUAUGAUCUGGGUGGACCUUGGCGGUGGCACCGGGGAAAACGUGGACAUGAUGGCUAAGUACAUCGACCUGGCGUCUUUCAAGGCAAUUUAUGUUGUGGACCUCUGCCACUCGCUCUGUGAAGUUGCCAAGCGCAAGGCAAAGGCCAAGGGCUGGAAGAAUGUGCAUGUCGUUGAAGCGGAUGCCUGCAAGUUUUCGCCCCCAGAAGGCAUGGCAACUCUCGUCACGUUUUCUUAUUCACUCACGAUGAUUCCACCCUUCCACGGCGUCAUUGAUCAGGCUAUUUCAUACCUGUCGGCCGAUGGUCUGGUCGGUGUAGCAGAUUUCUAUGUGAGCGGCAAGUACGACCUGCCCAUGCGGCAGAUGCCAUGGGCGCGCCGCUUCUUUUGGAGGUCAAUCUUUGACAUCGACAAUAUCGACAUUGGGCCGGAGCGGCGAGCUUACCUGGAGCAGAAGCUCGAGCGGGUCUGGGAGCAAAACAGCCAGGGCUCAAUCCCGUACGUUCCAUGGCUGCGUGCGCCGUACUACGUUUGGAUCGGCCGCCAUCCGACUGUCGGACACGCGUUACAUGAGGAGCGGGUGGAGCGGCCUCCCAUGUUUCCCCCGACAUUCCUGUACACGCAGUCGUGGGAGGACCCGGAACCUGACAUGGAGGUUAUGGAGAUUAACGGGAACGACACGGUGCUCACGCUCACCAGCGGGGGCUGCAACGCCCUCAACCUGCUGGUCCAGGGAGCCGGCCAGGUGGUGUCUGUUGAUUGCAACCCGGCCCAGUCAGCCCUUCUGGAGCUGAAGAAGGUCGCGAUCCAGCAGUUGGAAUUCGAGGACGUUUGGCAGAUGUUCGGUGAGGGGGUGCACCCGCGCAUUGAGGAUCUGUACGAGAGGAAGUUGGCGCCGUUCUUGAGUCAGACGAGCCACAACUUCUGGUCGCGGCGGCUCUGGUACUUCCAGCACGGCCUCUACUACCAGGGCGGUAUGGGCAAGUUGUGUUGGGUCCUACAGUGCCUAGCAGUCGUGGUGGGUUUGGGCAAGACUGUCAAGCGUCUGGCCAACGCCCCAACGCUGGACGAGCAGCGUCGCGUCUGGGACUCGAACUUCAUCAUUCACUUCGUGAAGCACGGGCCUAAGCUGCUGGUAUGGCUUUUUGUCAAGUUCGUCAGCCUGGUCCUCUUCAACAAGGCUGUCCUCUGGUUCGGCGGCGGCGUGCCGGGGAAGCAAUACGCUCUCAUCAAGGCGGACGGGAUCCCGAUUGAGCGCUACAUUGCCCGGACGAUGGACGGCGUUGCUGAGAACAGCCACGUGCGCAAGCACAACUACUUUUACUACAACUGCCUUACGGGCAAGUUCCUUCGGGAUAACUGCCCCACGUACCUGCGCGAGGCCGGUUUUGCAGCGCUCAAAGGUGGUCUAGUGGAGAACCUCACGGUGUCGACCAACUUCUUCAUGGAAGAGCUCAAAGCUCGCACCUACACGAAAGUGAUUCUGAUGGACCACGUGGACUGGCUCGACCUGCACGUGGCCCAGGAGCUGGCUGAGCUGCUGGCGCGCCAGGUGGCGCCCGGUGGCAUUGUUAUUUGGCGCUCGGCGUCUCUGUGCCCGCCCUACGCGGACGUUAUUCGCAAGGCCGGGUUUGACGUGCGCUGCAUCAGCCGCGCCGACCAGGGCUAUAUGGAUCGUGUAAACAUGUACAGCUCAUUCUACAUGGCCCGCCGCAAAGGCAACAAGAAGGACUGAGCUGGGUUAGUGAUUGCAGACGACAAAUCAGACAUGAACGUGUGUGGGGCAGCGCUAAGAGCACUUGCAACCGGAGCGUCCAUAUAUGGCAGGUAGCAGCGGUAAAGUUUCACCGUGCGUAGACAAGUGGUUCGUCGACGCUGUGCGGCGUUGACCACUCGCGUCGGGUUGAUUGCUUUACUACGCUCGGUUGCCGGACUGAUAGGACCUCCAUUACUUCUGGUACUUGCUGGUGCCUAACGUCCUAACGUCUGCAGGUGGGAUGUCCCGAAGGGGUGUCGAGUGCUAACUCUGUCUAGAGCGAGACCGAUGUGUCCUGUGUGGCUGCGGAAGCCGCGGUCUGUGUUGCCGCCGCUGCUCCUCUCGGUCUGUAACGUUAAGGCGCUUACCGGCUGGGAUGACCACCUAAAGCGCACGUCCCCUCCUCCAGAGGAUGUACCAGCGCAGCGGCUUGCUAAUAUAGUCGGAGACGCGUGCGUGUUGCUGUCAUGGUACUCUGUCCGUAAACCUUGACUUUGAUGUUUCCGCGCGGUAUGGCGACCUGGAAAUGCCGUUACGAAGACGGUAUCACCGCUAGUGUCUUAUGGAUGAUGCUGGCUGCGUGCGCGGGAGCAAAAGGCAAUGAAUGAGAUUUGACCACGAAGAACUUAUUUGCUUUUUUCCGUAUUAGUAGGCGCAAAGUCUGAUGCGGCGGCAGUCCGCAUAGCCGGCACGGUAGUU